UGGCAUCGUGCGUCUCCGAGCGCAGGAGCACGUCCCAGGAGAGAGGCGAGGCAGCGUGCCCAGUGCCCGGUUGCUUCAGCAGGGAAGACUCCCUUCCCCCUGCCUCGGGCCGCGGAGCUCUGAUCAACACUCAGAAUGGAAGCCAUCGCCAAAUAUGACUUCAAAGCUACUGCAGAUGACGAGCUGAGCUUCAAACGGGGGGACAUCCUCAAGGUCUUGAACGAAGAGUGUGAUCAGAACUGGUACAAGGCCGAGCUCAACGGGAAAGAUGGCUUCAUCCCCAAGAACUACAUAGAAAUGAAACCACACCCGUGGUUUUUUGGCAAAAUCCCCAGAGCAAAGGCAGAAGAGAUGCUUAGCAAACAGCGACAUGACGGGGCCUUUCUUAUCCGAGAGAGUGAGAGUGCUCCUGGCGACUUCUCCCUGUCUGUCAAGUUUGGCAAUGACGUGCAGCACUUCAAGGUGCUCCGAGACGGGGCUGGCAAGUACUUCCUCUGGGUGGUGAAGUUCAACUCCCUUAAUGAGCUGGUGGACUACCACAGGUCGACCUCCGUCUCCAGAAACCAGCAGAUCUUCCUCCGGGACAUAGAGCAGGUGCCACAGCAGCCGACCUACGUCCAGGCCCUCUUUGACUUUGACCCCCAGGAGGAUGGCGAGCUGGGGUUCCGUCGGGGAGACUUUAUCCACGUCAUGGAUAACUCGGAUCCCAACUGGUGGAAAGGCUCCUGCCAUGGGCAGACCGGCAUGUUCCCCCGCAACUACGUCACCCCCGUGAACCGGAACCCCUAGGCAGCUAGCCAGGGUUAUUUAAAAUGAAAAUGUCAAAACCACAUCCAGAAGUCAGAGCCCUCAGCUGCCUCUCCUGCAGACACCUGGCGGGUCACCUGGUGGCCCACUCACUGGGGACAGUACUUUGGGGGGGUGGGAUGGGAGGGGUUGGAUAUAAAAAUGCCAAAACUUACCUAUAAAUUAAGAGAAGAGUUUUUAUUACAGAUUUUCACCGCUGCUCCUGUCCUCUGUUUCCGUCUUCUCUCUGCUGUCUGUCAGUGCAUGAUGCCACCGCCCCUCAGUCUCCUUGCCCACGGCUGGAAGAGACAGACCCCCAGUGGCUUGGGACGGUAUGCAAGCGUCCCCCCCGCUGACCAAGGAGCCCCGCCCCCACUGCGGGUCCCUGUCCCCACAGGAGAGGGUUGAGCAGAGGCGGCUCAGACCCACGCCCAGUCUCCUUCCAAGUGGCGUCGUCACGCGUGUUCUUUUCUCAUGGUGCCUUUGUGCGUGUUUCAAGGGCGGCUUUGGUUUGUUUGCAAUAAGACAGUCAAGCGCUUUUCAGCCAGUAUGUUGCCUACUCUGUAAAUCUCUCUGGCCUGGAGGUUGGGGGCGGGCAGGGUCAAGGAAGAGGGACAUGGAGCAUUCAGAGGUCUCAGAGGGUCAGCUUUCACACCUGUGAGCCCAUCGGAGUUUAGGGGGCCUGCCUGGCUCCGGGCAGAAAUCCGGGCAAGCUCCAGCCCAGGAGAGCACGCAGAGAAGAGACUGGACUGCAGCCCUGCCUCACUGACCCCGCGCCAGGUGAGGCCAGGCCAGGAGAAGGGGGUGGUCUUGCCCCUCGCAUGAGGGUCUGUGGCUCACCUCCGGAGUCACCUCCUUUUCCCUGCUGAGGGAGACCACAGUGGGGGGGGUGUCCUGCCUCCUUUCACAGCAGGCUUUUCAUGCCUCUCCACUGCCCCCGCUCCCAGAAGUGAAGCCGAAGCAGCCGCGGUGAGGCCCAGAGGCCUUGUCCUCACACAGCUGUCUGCCCUCUGCCAGCCCUAGAAGCCCGCAUCUUUGCCCCAGCCCGCCCCCUCUCACCGCAGGAAAAAAAGGCCACUUAACAUUUCUCUCCUCGUGAGCGAGGCUUCUGGUCCUGGACUGGGGGUGCCAGUCCCCGGGGGAUGCGGGGCUUGCUGAAGUUGGCCCUGGAGGCUCCAGCCAGGCAGAGCCCCGCCUGAGCCUCCUGCGUCCCGCCCUGCGUCUGGCCUCUGGGCUGUGACAAGGAAUCAGGCAUUCUACACCCGGACCAUUUGAUUGUUUUAUUUUGGAGUUGGUGUAUAUCAUGAAGCCUUGCUGAACUAAGUUUUGUGUGUAUAUAUUUAAAAGGAAAAAAAAAUCAGUGUUUGAAUAAAAUGACUAUGUACUUAACCCUUUAACUCUGCGGAUAGCAUUCGAUAGGUAGUCAUUAACUGUGAAUAAUAAAAGACAGUGAGUUCUUCA
This is a messenger RNA of Echinops telfairi (small Madagascar hedgehog), 2247 nucleotides long. It is a transcript of the gene GRB2, whose product is annotated as growth factor receptor bound protein 2. Lineage: Eukaryota; Metazoa; Chordata; Mammalia; Afrosoricida; Tenrecidae. The record is from RefSeq and is a predicted model, not a curated record. Gene Ontology annotation, molecular function: protein binding. The coding region runs from base 136 to 789 and encodes 217 amino acids. The transcript has 5 exons.